AAACGCCCCAGCUCUGGGCAGAGGGAAAUACACGCCUGCUGCAGUGCAAACCCCCAAAAAGUAUCCGCAUCAAUCACAAACUACUUCGACGACGCACCACCAGCGAAUCUAGCAUGACGCUACACCACAAAGCAGAGGAGGGCCCGACGCCCGGCCGCGACCCGCGCUACAGACAGCACAGCGUUGCGAGAGCGGUCGCGAGAUCGCGCCUGGACGCCACGUCGCUCAUCCGCCCGGUCCUGACCUACCUGUUGUACGCGGUGACGAUUCCGUUCAAUCUGGCCUCCCGCGCGUGCGCCAUGUUGAGCGAAAAGGCCGGCAACCGCAGCCAUGCUUUAUUGAGCGCUGCCGGGCAGCAGAACUCGAAGGACGCCGCCAAGACCGACGCGGUCUGCGAUGAGGCGUGCGCGGUCCUGGCACACCGCAUGAAGGUCGAUAGACUCUCGGGCGGCAGAGUGAUCGAGGCGACCACAGUUGUCCUGUUCCACAACAUCGAGGCCGGGACGAUCGACGCGCGGCAGCGCGAUUUAGUCAUCAGCGGCCUGGGCUGGUCCGCGCGCUGCGCGUUCGCCUUGCUGAACCGGAUGAUCCGGGAGCAUCGGAUGACGAUGUGCAAGGCCGACUUCGACCGCUGCCUCGAGAUGAUCCAGACGCGCGUCGUCGGCUCGCGGCGCGAGGAGCUCGGAGGCUUGUUACGGGCGGGCGACGAAACGAAGCACCCGGUGAUCUUCACGGUCGUGACGACGGUCGUGCCGGCGCCGCCGGGCCACCCCGCGCACGGCCUCUUGAUGCUCCCCCUCGUCGUCUCGUUCAUCGCGAUGGUCUCGCAACCGUCGAUGACGUCGACGUCGAUGCGGCGCUUCUACGAGGACCCGUUCUUCCAGGCGCUGCUCGUGUGUGUCUUCCUGCACUUCGGCGUGUCGCCCGGCGAGUCCGAGGCCGAGAUCGACGUCAUCCGCGCGCAGAUCGGGCGCGCCAGGCAGCUCCAAACUCAGCUGCCGGCCUGGUGGGGCUUCGACGAAGGACCAUCAAAGUGUGGGAACGCCGUCUUCUACGGCAUGUCGCACGCGGAAAUCGCGCGCGUCCCGGAGCGCAUCGCCAAGGCGCUCCUCUCCGACGCGCACACGAAGGGCCCGCACAAGAUCCUCGACCUCAACUCGCGCGUGACCGUCGAGCUCAUCCUCGAGGCAGCGAGGGAGGGCAGCCCUUGCGGCGACGUCGCGGUGCUCAAGCUCCUCGGCAAGCCCGAAGAGUCGCAGUGCGUCGCCGUGUAG
Molecule: messenger RNA, 1274 nt
Organism: Pelagomonas calceolata
Lineage: Eukaryota; Pelagophyceae; Pelagomonadales; Pelagomonadaceae
Source: the annotation of a GenBank genome assembly